Messenger RNA from Tigriopus californicus, 943 nucleotides. RefSeq lists its product as uncharacterized. Bases 11 to 847 code for a protein of 278 amino acids. Lineage: Eukaryota; Metazoa; Arthropoda; Copepoda; Harpacticoida; Harpacticidae. The transcript is spliced from 4 exons. The record is from RefSeq and is a predicted model, not a curated record.
CGACAAGAAUAUGCGGAAAAAGUAUCAACGCUUCUUCAAGAAACUGCAAGAGCCGGCAGCCCCCCGCCCACCCGGCAGUCCGGCGGCCCCUCGGCCACGAGCGCGAGGGCGCGCUCAGCCCGUGGAUAACGCGCAGCCGUCGGUGGCCACGUUUUUUCGCGUGCCUUCGGAUUCGGACGAGGAGCUGGCGCUCGCACCCGCCGCGCCCGCUCCCGCAGAUUCCGAUGAUGGCUGGCCCACAAUAGAUGAACUUAUGAAGACCUCAGACGACGACAAGCCGGAAGAUCCCGCCCAUGUCCAGAGGCUCUUGGCCCAAGCCCGUGAAAAUAUCCAAAGAUACGAGGAACGGGAACAAGAGCGGGAAAAAGCUCGUGAAGAAAAGGAACGCGCCGAGAGCUUGGCCCAAACGCGGCAAGCUGUGAUUGACAAAGAAAAUAUUGCUUUUCGAGAGCGUUUGGACGUCGAAUUAGAUGAGGAUCGGACUCGCCAAGCCAUCCGUGGGAAUUUUCAAUACCUUCAGGACGUGUGGGAUGGAAAGGUGGAGUCCAAGCGGUAUCAAAUAUUCAAAAAAGGUGGUCCUCCGGCGCACGCAUUGAUGUUCCAAAUGAUCACGGAUCCAUUCUCUGACCGACAUUUGGAUUGGAUCAUGGCUGAAAUCCAGAAAAAAUGGAUGCCCAAUGAACGUCUCCACGCCAUUCACAACGAUUUUGUGUGGAAGGUGAUCUUGGCCGAGGCGUUGAUCAAGAUCUACGCCGACAUGUUCGAUUUGUCCAAAGAAGAGGCCGAACUUCGAAUCAAUCAAACUCCGUUGAGACCCGAACACGGUGGUUCAAAUUUUAUCACCUAGUUCCCUUUCACAAAAAAGGACCCCAAAAGCCAGUGUUUGUGUCUCUCUUGUCAGUUUUGAGCUCUUAAGAUGAAUAAAUUUAAAUCUAUUUUAGGA